GGCAGGAAGGAAAGAGGGAAGCAGGACUGGACAGGGUAAGAGAAGAGCACAAGUGCAAAGCCGGCAGGAUUAACAACAGAAUCAGGGAGAGGAAGACAACCAAAGUGAAACACAGCGAAUGCAAGACUGGCAGGACCAGGCAUCACCUGCAGGACCAACACCACUAAACAUCCGCAGCAGGCCUGACAGCGCCAGGAAUCACAGGUGUCUUCUCCAUUUUUACCAUGCCUGCCUCCUUCAUGUUCAUUAUCUGGUGCCUUGUCCUCAGUUUCCACGAUGGCCUUUCAUCCCCUGCAAUGGAGAAGCCCACUGUUCGCCCUAUUUACAGUAAGAGGCCAUUUGUGGUAGGCUGGAAUGCACCCACACAGGAAUGUCCUCCUAGGCACAAUGUGCCUUUCGAUCUACGACUUUUUGAUUUCAGUGCUUCUCCAAAUGAGGGCUUUGUGGACCAGAGGCUCACCAUCUUCUACAAAGAACGUCUUGGACUAUACCCUUACUAUGAUGAACAUAAUACGUCAGUCUAUGGUGGUGUCCCCCAGAAUGCCAGCAUCAGCAACCACCUGACCUGGAUGCAGGAAGGGUUAAAGAAAUAUAUAAACAAAACUGUAGAUCAGGAAGGUCUGGCUGUCAUUGACUGGGAGGACUGGCGCCCCAUUUGGUUAAGAAAUUGGAAUGCCAAGGAUAUAUACAGGCAGUCGUCACGGAAACUGGUGGCUGCUCAACACCCUACCUGGCCAACAGAAGAGGUGAAUAAGCAAGCCCAAUAUGAGUUUGAGACCGCCGCUCGUAACUUCAUGGAACAAACAUUACAACACGCCAGGAGCUUCCGGCCCCACCAGUUUUGGGGCUUCUAUCUGUUUCCAGAUUGCUACAACCAUAACUACCAGAUGAACUGGGACAGCUACACAGGGAAAUGUCCAGAUGUGGAGAGUUCACGUAAUGACCAGCUGUACUGGUUGUGGGAGGCCAGCACCGCACUCUUCCCAUCCAUCUACCUAGAAUCCUCUCUGGCCUCCAGUAAUCAGUGUCGCUUGUUUGUGCACUUCCGGGUGAAGGAGGCCAUGAGGAUCGCAAACAAACAUCACAAAGACUACGCCCUGCCUGUCUACGUGUAUUCCCGACCCACUUACAUUAAGAAUCUGGACACCCUGUCCCAGAUGGAUUUAAUCUCUACCAUUGGGGAGAGCGCUGCACAGGGGGCCGCUGGUGUCAUCUUUUGGGGUGAUGCCGAGUAUGCAAAGAACACGGAGUCUUGUAUGAAGGUGAAGUCGUAUCUGGAAGGAAGUUUUGGUGAAUACAUUGUUAACGUCACAACUGCCGCGGAGCUCUGCAGCCAUUUUCUGUGUGGCGGGAAUGGCCGUUGCCUAAGACAAGACAAUAAGACUGAUACCUUCUUGCACCUUAACCCAGCCAGCUUCCGUAUAGUAAACUCAAACCCUAUAUGGGCGGAGGGUCGGCUCUCAGAGGAAGACAAGCGCUACCUGAGUACACAUUUCCGCUGCCAGUGUUAUGUGGACUGGUAUGGCGACAACUGUGGGACACAAAGAAGUACAGGGAACCACGCAGGAGCCAUCGGGUUCGCUGGGGGCCACAUUCUGCUGUGGUCAUUGCUGGCCUUAUUCAUCUUGCUGCUCUGAGGCUGGAAUUCCACUUGUUUUUUUUUUUUUUUUUUUGGGACAAAACGCCAAGAAAAACGCUAAUUCUGCCGCAUGGCGUUUUUUCGGCCAAAAACCGCUCGGCCAGAUGUUGGCUCUUUAAAUCAAUGAAAAAAAGUCAAAAUUAUUUUUCCACUUUGCGUUUUUCAGUUUGCUAUUUUUUAUUUUAUCCUUUUGGCGUUUUUUCACUCUUUUUCAGCUCCUUGGCUGUUUUGCAAAAUCGCAGCAUGUUAAGCCUAUGGUAUUUUUUUUCCCCCUGAAAUCGUGGCGUUUUUCUCCCAUAGAAAUCUAUGGGAAUAAAAAAAACGCCUAGAAAAAUGUCAUGUGGGUUUUAACUUUUGCAGACGGUUUUUAUUAUUUUUUUGCGAUCCAAAAACGUGAUUGAGAUCAUUUUUUAUUUUUUAUUUUUUUUUUUUUUUAAAUAAAAUUUCGUAGGGUACCAUAAAAAAAAUCUAUAAAAAAGAUACUGUAGUGAGGGGGAAAAAAAAUUGUAUUUAACAAAAUUUAUCUUUAUUAAAAUGACAUUUUUAUACAUUUUUAAACAGGGAUCAAUUUAUGUGCGCCGGUAGGGCACUUAAAAUGUAGCCGACAAUAAUAAAAAUAUAGUGUGUGUGUUUUUCACUUUUUAUUCUAUAUUUUAUACAUUUUUUAGGUAGUACUACUACUACUCUCAGCAUGGAACACACUGUUCCAUGAUGAGAGUAGUAGUACCUGUACUAAUAGACAGAUCGCCCCGGCUCCAUUGUUAUCCUUCUGUAUAAUGUAUAGAUGCGGCCGGCCACUCUUCUAUAGUCCCCUGCACUGACGUGUGUAUGUA
Molecule: messenger RNA, 2472 nt
Organism: Hyla sarda
Lineage: Eukaryota; Metazoa; Chordata; Amphibia; Anura; Hylidae
Gene: HYAL2
Product: hyaluronidase 2
Exons: 4
Coding region: 225-1637 (470 amino acids)
Biological process (GO): carbohydrate metabolic process; hyaluronan catabolic process
Molecular function (GO): hyaluronoglucuronidase activity; hyalurononglucosaminidase activity
Source: RefSeq, a predicted model, not a curated record